Messenger RNA from Closterium sp. Naga37s-1, 3393 nucleotides. NCBI's taxonomy places the organism in Eukaryota, Viridiplantae, Streptophyta, Zygnematophyceae, Desmidiales, Closteriaceae. The record is from the annotation of a GenBank genome assembly.
AUGUACAGCGCAGGGGAAACCAGCCGCGCAGGCAGCACUAGCGGAGCGGGGGGGCUUGUUGGCGGGGGAAGCCGCGGAGACGGGGGAAGCCGCGGAGACGGGGGAAGCCGCGGGGACGGGGGAAGCCGCGCGUUUCUGGAGGAUAUAGAGAGGGUGGUGUCGCGGCUAGAUACAUACGCGGAGCUGUACCGCGUGCUGCGCGGGGAAGAGCACAGCGCAACGCCGCGACUGGGGGGGCGCAACGGCGGAGUGGCUGGCGGAGGUGGCGGGGGAGCGGGCAGCGGCGGAAUCGGGAGGUUGGGGGGAAGAACAUGCGCGGAGGGGAGCAGCGAUGGGGAGGGAAUGGCGGAGGCGAGGGCGGAAGGCGGAACGGGAGGGGAUGGAGUCGCUGGUGGGUUAGAAGGUGGCGGGACAGGUGUGGCCGAUGCUGCUCCUGCUGCUACUCCUCCUGCUCCCGCCGCUCCCGCUGCUCCCGCUGCUGCCACUGAUGCUGCUCCUGCCGCUGCUUGUGUUGACGCUCCUGAUAGUGAUUAUGGUGGCGGGAAUAGAAGCGGGAACAGCAGCGCCAGUAGCAAUGGCAAAGGCGGUGGUUGUGGUGUGUUUGUUUCUCCUUGUUCGGAGGGGGAGGGUGAAAAAUCUGUGCUAAGAAACCAGGAGAUGGCGACGUGGAGGGAGGAAGGGAAAGCAAGCAACGCUGCAGGCUCAGAACAGGGAAAGCAAGAAGGGGAGAAGGAGAGGUAUCACGAGGAGCGGUAUCAAGAGGAGAGGUAUCGUGAGUUCAUUGCAAGGGACAGUGGUGGUUUUAGUGUUGGUGGUGCUACUGCUGCUGCUUCUCCUUUACUCCCAAUUCUAGGUGCAGGCGGAGGGGCUGUUGGGGUGAGCUGUGAGGAGGCUCGGCGGGAGGAUAGGGCGGAAGGGAGUGUGGGUGCGGGGAUUGGUGUGGUGGGAGCGGUGAGAGUGGAAGAUGGGGGGGAAGUAGCAAGUGCUGCUGCUGAGUGGGAGAGAGUAGGGUUUGAAGAGAGGGGUGGAAGGGCGGGUGGGAGAGAUGCGUGGGCGAUUGAGGGUAGAAUGGAGCGGGAGAUAAGGGAGAGGGAGAAGAGGAUACGUGCUGGAGAGGCAGAGAAGGAGAGGUUGAGAGAGGAGGUGGAGAAGCAGAGGGAGAUGGUGAGGAGGAUGGAGAGGGAACUGGAGGAGCGGGAGGUGCGGUUGGGUGGAGAGGUUUUUGAGCCGGUUCAGGAGCUGGUUUGGGAGGGGAGGUGCGGAGGGGAGAUGAGGGGAGAGGAAGCGGGGGAGAUUAUGCAGAGGUUGAGAGGGAAGGAGGCAGCGAUAGUGCAGGCAGCAGGAGUGACGGCUAGGGAGUUGGCAGCGGUGUGGAGGGAUGCUGGUAGGAAGGACCGGAGGGAGACAGAGGCGGGAAGAGGAGGAGCGGAGGCAGAGAGGGGGAUAGGGUCAGUCGAGGGGGGGGGAGGGGGUGAAAGGGUGGGUGUUGGGAGUGUGGCUGGUGGGAGGACGGGUGGUGGAAGGCAAGGGGUGGGGAUGCGGGAAGGAGGGGGAGUGGAGAAGGGUUGUGUGCGGCGAGUGGUGUUCUGGGGGGAGAAUGGUGCAAGUAGAAGGGGUAGGUUGGGGGGGCUAGUGAAGGGAUGGGUGGUGGAGGGCGGUGGGGAUGGGUGGGGAGGGGAAGGGAGAGGUGGAGCAAGGGGAGUGCGUGGUGGAGGGAUGAGAGUGAGAGGUGCCAUUGGGGGAGGAGAGGGGAGUGAGAAGCGUGGUGAAAGGAGAAGGGAGGCGGAUGAGAAGUGUUGUGCAGUGGUGCAGUCAAAGCAACCGAUGCAGGAGCAGCAACGGAAGGAGCAGCAGGUGAAGCAACAACAGAGGGGUGCGGGAGGGAAGGGGAGUGUGAGUGCAGGAAACAGCAAUGGCUUGCGCAAUGGUCGGAGCAUGGACAACAGUUCUGCUUCAGAAGAGGAGACCAGAUCAGGUGGGGAGAGUGGGGAUGGGGAGCACUGGCGGAACGGAAUGGCAUCAGGGGAAGUCGCUGAGGCGGAGAGGAGGGGUAGAGGCGAGGGCAAGACGGCAUUUGAGGCGACUCAGACGGCUGGGGUGCUAUACGGAGAAGUAGUAUUGAGAGAGGGGAGUAGGGAGAGAGGUGAGCAGGAAGGGGCUGAGACUGAGGCCAGUUUUACUCAAAGUGCGGCGGAGGCUGGAGAAGGAGGAGGAGGAGGAGGAGGAGGAGGAGGGGGAGCAAGAGCAGGAGUAGCUGUGGAGCACAUGUGCAGUGACGAGGAGGUGAGGAGAGGGGUGGAGGAGCUUAUAGGAGACGUGGUGGGUUGGGUGUGGCGAGGGAGAGAGGCGGAGGAGGCGUGCUCUGUGCAUGGGGAGAGGGUGCAUGUAUAUGGGGAGAGGCUGGCGCACGAGGGAUGGGCUCAGCACGGUGGGAGUGUGCGGCAACUGAGAGAAGAUGGAGGGGCAGAGAGGUCGAAAGGAGGUGGAGAGGAGAGCGAGGAGAGGGAGCAGUUAGGGGUGGUGGCGGGUGUUGGAGAGAGGGAGUCUGUUCUCGGUUGGGGAUUGGAGGGAGGGAAUGGGGAUGGGGAGUGGGGAGUUGAGGAGCUAGUGGGGACGGGUGAGGGGAGUAGCAGCAGUGGAGAGGAGUGGGAGACGGACUGCAGUGAAGAAGAGGGAGGAGAGGGAGAGGAGUGGGAGGAAAAUGAGGAGUGGGAGGAGUGGGAAGGGGAGGAGUGGGUGGAGGGAGAGGAAGAAGAGAGGGGUAAGGAUGAGGAGGGACUGGUGGGGGAGGAGGGUGGGGAAUGUGAAAGCUGUUGUAACGAGGAAAGUGGGGGCGCGGAUGAGGCUAGGAAUGGCGGCGGGAAUGCCAGCUACGCAGCUGACAAGAGCAGAACCAGCAGCAGCAGGAAGCUGGGAAUUUGCACGAGGAGGCGGAGAAGGAGGGUGAGGCGAAAAGUGGGGCAGACGGGAAUCAGGUUGAUGGAGGUGACUCUAGCGGAUGUGCUUCAAGAGGAAGACAGGCUGACGGGUCUAGACAGAAGUUUGUUAUCAGCAGGCAGUGCGGAGUGGGUACGGGUGGAUGAAACGACAGAGGAUGCAAUGGCACAGCAGCCAGCAGCAGGGUCGAGUGAAGAUUUAGAAAGUAUGGCAGCCGCAGAAGGCGUAGGAGUGGCUGGGGAUGAGAAAAACAUGCGGAUGUGGAUACAGGUGGGACGUGGAGAGGCAGAGCUCAGUCCAGAGAAGGCCAAGAACGCUGGUGAAGCGAGGGGUCAAUGUGAUGGGGCCAUAGUGACUCGGGUGGGCGAUGCAGGGACAUCUGUCUGGUUCGCUCCUGAGUGGUCUCACCAGCCCAGUGCUUCUGGAGGGCCCUGGUUUGAUCCUGGAGGGCUCUGA